AUGGCGGCCGCAGCGACAGAGGAGGACACGGAGCUGCGGGACCUGCUGGUCCAGACGCUGGAGAGCAGCGGGGUGCUCAAUAAGAUUAAGGCAGAGUUGCGAGCAGCUGUUUUUUUGGCAUUAGAAGAACAAGAGAAAGUAGAGAACAAAACACCUCUGGUAAAUGAAAGCUUGAAAAGUUUUUUAGGUACAAAAGAUGGUCGCUUGGUAGCAGGUCUUGUUGCAGAAUUUCUACGGUUUUUCAAUCUUGAUUUUACGUUGGCUGUUUUUCAGCCUGAAUCAAGCACACUAAAUGGCCUUGAUGGUCGAGAAAACUUAGCUCGAGAUUUGGGAAUUAUAGAAGCAGAAGGUACUGUGGGUGGUCCCCUGUUGUUGGAGGUUGUUAGGAAAUGUCAGCAGAAAAAGAUUUCAGGCAGUGGAGAAGUGGCUCCAGUUCAAAGUGAUAGCCUGUGCCCCACAUCAAAAUCAUCUGAUGGAAGAUCAAGUACACACCCUAUACCAAAUAAGGCAGCUGAAACCACUCAAAGUGAUACAAGUGUCUCAUCAGGGGAAGCAAGCAAACAAAGCAUUCAUUUUCUGCCUAAUGAAAUAAAACUAGAUCCUCAACUAGAAAACAAAGACUUAAAUACCAAAGAAAAAAGUGAUCCAGGUGUGGAUGAAGAUGAUGUAGAGGGAGAUUCUUUUUUUGAUGAUCCUAUACCCAAACCAGAAAGAACUUAUGGCUGGAAAACUGAAGCUAAUAAAGCAGGAGGUCUAGCUUCCCUUUCUGAUGCACCACCUCUAAAAAGUGGGUUAAGCUCCCUGACUGGUGCACCUUCGCUAAAGGAGUCUGAUAAUUUGAAUAGAAACUCAGUUUUGAAAGACCUGCGGUUAGUCAAUGCAAAACUAGGAUCACUAGAAUUAGGAAAUGGAGAUGAUGAUGAGUAUGCUGAUGACUUCAACAGUACUAGUCAUCGCUCAGAAAAAAGUGAUAUCAGUAUUGGUGAAGAAAUAGAUGAAAUUUCUGUGGAAACAGAAGAGUCGAAUGCCAGUGAUAAACUUGAAGGCAUCACACAAGACGUUACCAUUUCUCAGUUAAGUGAUGUUGCAGAUUAUCUAGAAGACGUGGCAUAG
This is a messenger RNA of Nipponia nippon (crested ibis), 1113 nucleotides long. It is a transcript of the gene CEP43, whose product is annotated as centrosomal protein 43. Gene Ontology annotation, cellular component: centrosome. Gene Ontology annotation, biological process: microtubule anchoring. The record is from RefSeq and is a predicted model, not a curated record. Gene Ontology annotation, molecular function: protein binding. Lineage: Eukaryota; Metazoa; Chordata; Aves; Pelecaniformes; Threskiornithidae.